AUUUUGCUUUUGUUUAUAAAAGCACAAGUCCCACACGACUCGCCUCUUCUGCUAAAUAGCAAACGCAAACCCCUUCUGUGAGGCAGAAGCAGCAUCAGCCGCCAUGGUGAAGUACUCCAGGGAGCCCGACAAUAUCACCAAGUCCUGCAAAGCAAGGGGUUCUGACCUCAGAGUUCAUUUCAAGAACACGAGGGAAACUGCAUUUGCUAUCAGAAAGUUGCCCCUAGUCAAGGCAAAGAGGUAUUUGGAGGAUGUUCUGGUCCACAAGCAGGCCAUUCCCUUCCGCCGUUUCUGUCGUGGUGUUGGGCGUACUGCUCAGGCAAAGAACAGGCAUUCCAAUGGACAGGGACGCUGGCCUGUCAAAUCUGCCAAGUUCAUAUUAGAUUUGCUUAAGAAUGCUGAGAGCAAUGCUGAAGUGAAGGGUUUGGAUGUUGAUUCGCUAAUUGUAUCUCACAUCCAAGUCAACCAAGCACAGAAGCAAAGGCGCAGAACCUACAGGGCUCACGGAAGAAUCAACCCCUAUAUGUCAUCCCCCUGCCAUAUUGAGCUGAUUUUGGCCGAGAAGGAAGAGCCUGUCAAGAAAGAGCCUGAGAGCCAGUUGGCAACUAGCAAAUCUAAGAAGUCUCAAGCUCUACGAAGCGGUGCUUCCUCGUAAAGUGUCACAAGAAAUCGAAGAGGCAUUAUCGAUUCAUCGUUUGCAUUGAUAUGGUUUUUGGCUGCUUUUUAUAUAGUUUGAGAUGUUGUGUAGACAAUUUUUGGUACUCGUGUUUUAGUUUCAGAUUAUGUUAUGUUUUGUUGGAGAAUAUGCUUGAAAGUCGAUGUUUAUCAUAAUUAGACCCCAUCAAUAUCAUGAGCCUUUUAUAUA
Molecule: messenger RNA, 865 nt
Organism: Prunus persica (peach)
Lineage: Eukaryota; Viridiplantae; Streptophyta; Magnoliopsida; Rosales; Rosaceae
Product: 60S ribosomal protein L17-2
Exons: 7
Coding region: 104-655 (183 amino acids)
Biological process (GO): cytoplasmic translation
Cellular component (GO): ribosome; cytosolic large ribosomal subunit
Molecular function (GO): structural constituent of ribosome
Source: RefSeq, a predicted model, not a curated record